This is a messenger RNA of Seriola dumerili (greater amberjack), 2564 nucleotides long. RefSeq names its product synaptotagmin like 1 (gene sytl1). The record is from RefSeq and is a predicted model, not a curated record. Bases 79 to 1683 code for a protein of 534 amino acids. Lineage: Eukaryota; Metazoa; Chordata; Actinopteri; Carangiformes; Carangidae. The transcript has 15 exons. Gene Ontology annotation, cellular component: exocytic vesicle; plasma membrane. Gene Ontology annotation, biological process: intracellular protein transport; exocytosis. Gene Ontology annotation, molecular function: small GTPase binding; neurexin family protein binding.
CACACAUCCACCGCACUCAGGACAACUUUUCACAAAACUUUUUCACAGAUGGAAUUGGCGGAUGCUGUUAAGUAAGGGAUGGAGGGGGAGCAGGUUGACUCUUCUCUUGACCUGAGCCACCUCACAGACCAGGAGCAGUCCAUCAUCCUCCAGGUCUUACAACGUGACCUGGAGUUGCGUCGUUGUGAUGAAGGACGUGUAAGGAACCUCCAGCAGUCAGAGACAGACCCGGCACGUCUGCGCUUCCUGUCUGGGGCAUGGUUCAGCGAGGAGAGCAGCAAACGCCAUCGCAAUCGGACAUCAGGCUGCGACCUGGUCCAUGCCACCAUACGCCACAGGAAGACAAAGAGCAGAGAUGUGCCCCUGGCUGGACUGUUUAAUGGAGAGAAACAAGAAACCUUGCAUGAUGACAACAACUCUCCUGAGGCAGAGGGAAGACUGAAGGACAACAAGGAAGUGGAGAAAGCAGGGAGUCAAGGAGGUUUGAAACCUACUCCCACACCCAGAACAAGAAGUCCAGUAGCACAGGGUCUCCAGCAUAGAAAUAGUUCCUCGUCAUCCAAAGAGUGUGAAAGGAGAAGUAAUGGCCACUCAGAGGAACCUGAGGAUGACUUUGAGCAUCACAAUGGAGACACUGACUCAAUGAGCAGCAGCCUGACGGAGGCAGACCCAGCUUCUCUGAAAACCAGCAGCUCCACCAGCAGCCUUCAUUCAGGCUACACGCUCAGUGGAAGCAUGAUGAGUCUGUUCAGCUCAGGAGAUUUUGGACUGGUGGAGGUGAGGGGCCGUAUCCAGUUCUCACUGGUUUACGAGACCCAGAGGGAGGAGCUGCAAGUCAAAGUGCAUCGCUGCGAGGACAUCGCUUCAGCACGCAAGAACCGCUCCGACCCAUAUGUUAAAACCUAUCUCUUGCCGGACAAGUCGAGUCACAGUAAGAAGAAAACUUCAGUGAAGAAGAAGACACUCAGCCCAGUCUAUGAUCAGACACUCCGAUACAAAGUGAGGAUCGGGGAACUGCGGAAUCGGACCUUGAACCUGUCGGUGUGGCAUGCUGAGCCCCUUGGGAGGAACGUGUUCCUGGGUGAGGUGGAGGUGUCUCUGGGCCUUUGGGACUGGACCUCCACUCAGCCGCUGUGGCAGGACCUGCAGCCACGGGUUCAUUUGAAUCCAGACUCCAUCAGCAGUCGUGGGACCAUCAUGCUCUCUAUUAAAUUCAUCCCAGACGGAUUUGAGGGUAGUGGUCUGCCACUGACAGGAGAGCUUCACAUCUGGCUUCGGGAAGCUCAAUGUCUCCUGUCCAACAAAGGAGGUGCUAUAGACUCAUUUGUUAGAAGCUACAUACUCCCAGAUGCUAGUAGACAGAGUGGCCAGAAGACACGGGUGGUGAAGCGCUCCAUCAGCCCUACGUAUAACCACACCAUGGUGUAUGAUGGCUUCCACACCAGCGACCUGAGAGAGGCCUGCGCUGAGCUGAGUGUCUGGCAACGUGAAGGGUUAAAGACACACAUCUUAGGAGGGAUUCGUCUGAGCUGUGGAACUGGUCAGAGUUAUGGUGAGUCUGUCAGCUGGAUGGACUCUACAGAGGAGGAGGUCGCUGUGUGGACCUCAAUGAUUGAAAACCCAAACCACUGGAUUGACAUGACACUACCAAUCAGAACUAACCUCAACCCCCGGUCUGAGUGACUCAGACACACUUCAUGCACAAACACACACUGAUUCAAAUAAUGACUGGACUGAAAGAACACUCAGCACAUAGGCACAUUUAACCUCUCUAUACACAGAUACACUGUUUAUUUCUGUUCGUACACACAAACACACACAGAGGGAGUUAGUAGUGGUGCAAUAUUGUGAAUUAAUGGUGUAGAAAUAUUUAGUUCUGAAACCAAAUCUGUCUGCUUUUCAAAUGUUUUAUUUGUAUGUUUUGGCCUCAGUCUGUGUCUUAUCUGACAAAAGUGCAUUUGUAAUCCAUUGUAGUUUAUUAAUUAAAUAUCAAACCCGAACUUAUGUAGCCUUCUGAUUUACUUACUGAUGUUACAUCAAGGAGACAAUUAUAGAGACAUAACUGAAUAAGCACAAAUUUUAUGAAAUGAAAAUUGUAUAUCAGUAUAUCAGAGAAAUAGGACAAUCACUUUCACCAUGCAAAACACAAAUUCUGAUAAUAUAGAUUUUUAGGGGACAUUACUGUAAUUGGAUAGGUUAGAAAUAGCCUGCAGUUACAUGCAUUCAGCUUUCCCAUGUAAUGGAUUAACUGACUACCACCUUGUGGUCAGACUUUGUACCUAUUCUUUGGACUUUUCAGAGGGGACAGUGAAGGUUAAGGUCAAGAACACAGUGUCAUGUAAUUUGUCCUCACUUUUUUCAUCAAAACAAACUGUUAUACAACAGGUAUCCAUCUUCCCUUUUACACACCAAUGGACAGUGGAGGAAGGCCUUUAUCAUAUGUGCCAUACCUCCUGUCCAGCAGGUGGCAUUCUUAACAUUCCUGAUUCAAGCUGAAAUCUCAGCGGAAGUGGCACUAUUUGGCUUCCAAAAUGAAGUAUCAAGAAAGGUAUGUAUGUUUUGUA